Sorghum bicolor (sorghum) is the source of this 2007-nucleotide messenger RNA. Its product is annotated as B3 domain-containing protein LOC_Os12g40080. Gene Ontology annotation, molecular function: DNA binding. Lineage: Eukaryota; Viridiplantae; Streptophyta; Magnoliopsida; Poales; Poaceae. The record is from RefSeq and is a predicted model, not a curated record. The coding region runs from base 91 to 1716 and encodes 541 amino acids. The transcript is spliced from 8 exons.
UGGAGCUGGAGUUUGGUCAUCUGGGUGUUGAGGCUGCUUUCUGCAGGUGCAACGACUUGUGGAGCUCCUUUCCAAGGAGAGGGUGGUAGGAUGAACAAAUCUGGGACAGUCUUCAAAGCGUGCAUUGCUCAUCAUUAUUGGCACUACAUGGAUGCCCCGAAGCGUUUUUUCAAGAUUAUGAUUGGUGAUUUCAAAAAUGGAGUGACCAUACCGAAGAAGUUUGUGGCCAACAUCAGAGAGCAAAUGUCUGAACAAGUCACACUCAAGGUGCCAGAUGGCAAGACAUACACCAUUGAGGUUGCUGAGGAACAACAGAACGAGCUGGUCCUUCGGUCUGGAUGGCCAGAAUUUGCGAGUGCUUACGAACUUGAACAAUUUGAUCUUUUAGUGUUCAAAAACAGUGGGAACUCACACUUGAAAGUCCGAAUCUUUGAUCGAAGUGGUUGCGAGAAAGAGAUAUCCUGCGUUCUGCUGGACAGCAUCCCUUGUAUGCAAGAAAGGAAAGGUUCUCAUGGUAAGCAAAUGCAGUCACCGACAGGCAAAAGGUUGGCAGUUGGCAGCCCAAGCGGCAGCAGAAAGACUCCGAAGAUGAACCCAAUAGACUCUCCAUCACAGAAGAAAAGACAUGUGUCUCCAACUAAGAGGCAUGGAGUUGCUAAGCCAGCAAACAUGCUCCCAGGGCACAAAUCUCUAACUGAUGAACAGAGGAGUAAAGUAGAAGAGAAAGUUGGAGCUAUGCAGUCGGAGACUCCCAAGAUGAACCCAACAGACUCUCUUUCACAGAAGAAAACUGAACAUUUCCCAUCUUCUGAAGGCAUUCAUCAGGAGCCCAUCAAUUCAGGUGUUUCCCACAAGCUCAUCAUGUCUUGGACCGUAUGCAGUAUGACAAGUGAGCAAAAAGCUAAAGUUCUCGCUCUUGAGCAGAAAAUCCAACCCAAAAUUCCUUUUUACAUCACGGCAAUGUACAAGAAAAGUUUGGCUUCUGGAAUUCUGCCCAUCUCCAAGAAAUAUGCCACGAAACAUCUCGCAAACGAAAAUGGGACCAUCCAGCUCUGUCAACUUGAUGGUAGCAAGGUAUGGACCAUCAAUUUGGACAUAACCGCCAAUGACCGGUGUGCUGUUUCUACGGGCUGGAUGGGCUUCAUUCGCCACAACAAGUUGCAAGAAGGUGAUAUCUGCAUUUUCCAACCAUCAAAGAACGAGAAGGGACUGAAACUGAUAUUUCAUUCACUUGCACAAAGGCGCUGCCUGCAGCCACCAGGAUAUGUCCCUUCAGCCAAGAGUCUUAGGCAUGGAGCUGCUAAGCCUCCAUACAUACUCCCACGAUUCACAUCUCUAACUGAUGAACAGAAGAGUAAAGUAGAAGAGAAACUUCGAGGUAUCCAGUCGGAGAUCCCCGCAUAUGUGGCUGUCAUGAAGAACAGCAAUGUUAACAGCCGUAUGUGCAUUCUGGGAAUCAGUUCAGCAUAUGCAAGAGAGUAUCUUCCAGGCGGCGGCGAGAACCAGCUGACUAUGAGGAUGAGGCUUCGGCGCAAGGACCAUACAUGGGAACCUGAUUUCCAGGUCAGGAACGGGAGGCAGCAGAUCUAUGGUGAAGGCUGGAGGAAGUUUGUGACUGACAACAAGCUGAAACCAGACCACAUCUGCCUCUUCAACCUGAAGAACACCAAGACGCUGACGAUGGACGUCCACAUUAUCCGGAAGAGAUCGGUGUAGUUGCAUUGCAUGGUCGGUGUCACUGCAUCAGUGCUGUUCGUGCCGAUGCUUCGCUCUUAGGAGCUCUGCCUCUCAAUUAAGAAAGGAGAGACAUUUAUAUGUACCACAUUUUCGCUCUGGGAAAAUGUGGGGGCGCUUUUGUGUUUGCAGUGUUCGUUCGUUAGCUCUGGCUAUGACGUUUGUCUGUACUGUCGAGAUCACUGGUGCUCUCCAAUCUCCAGUAUGAAGCUCUGCAUGCAGUGAACUCUGAAUAAUCUUAUUUCAACCAAUGUGUUGCUUAUUUUAUGGCAA